UUACAGGAUCGCGCCGCGUGCAAAAAACGUGGGACACAAUAGGAGAAAAGGUGUAACACAGCGUGAAUAGAAGAUCCUUUUCCAGCGUGAAUGGAAUUUCACAUGCCUGCAUUGGGUGACAGAACCUGAACCCCUUGCUUCCACUGCGGAACCACGCUUCCCCUCCUCCCGCGCCUCGCUCCCUCGUCCCCCGCGUACCCAGGCCGCGUGCACGCAAGCGCUCUCGUUCCUUUCAUGUCGGGCGCGGCGCUCAGGAGAUGGUGAAUGGGGGCGGCCUGCCCAUCCGAUUCCGCUAUAAGCCUCUCGAUACAAGCGCCGUGCCAAACCACCAGCAGCCAUUCACCUCUCUGACCGUUCCCCGCAAAAUGCCGCCGCACGCCAGGACCAGCGCCGCGCGGAGGGCGGCGGGCGUCCCAGGCUCCGCGCGCAGCUUGCGCUACUUCCCCCUGGUGGGCCCCAUCGCGCUCGGCGCGCUCUACCUGCUCUUCCUCCUCACGCGCUGGGGGGCGAAACCCUCCGCCGUGGGCGCAAGCACGCCGUGGCUCUCCAUCGCCUACAUGCCCUCGGGGGAGGGCUACCUGCUGCUCCUCGCUCCCCCGCGCUACUCCGCCCCCUCCUCCCCUUCCCCCUACCCCCCGCCUGAGCGCCAGCAGCAGCGCCUGCGGCUGCCCGCCAUGGAGGUGGGCGGCGUGCGGGUGGAGGGGCUUGCUGUGGGCGGCAGGGGACGGACUGCCAGCUGGCAGGGCGGGGUGGCGGGAGGAGGGGAGGGGGCGGGUGCAGCGGAAGGUGACCCAGCCUGCCGCCCCAAAUGCCUCUGCCUCCCCCACAGCCGCCCUGCCCGCGCCCCCUCGGUGGUCGUGACGGCGAGCCGGCUGAGCGCACACGCCGUGGUGAUGACGUGGGAGCUGAGCAACCCCCUCAUGUUCCCCGAUGGGGUGGACUUCACCGUGCGGAUAGCAGACAAUGCAUCAGGGUGGUACGGUGGCGGAGAGCGGUUCAAUGCGGUGAACCAGAGGGGCAAUGUGCUGCCCAUGUUCUCACUCGACCGCUUCACUGACGUGCCUGCGCACCGCAGCUACAAGCCGGUGCCGUUUGUGAUGAGCAGCAGCGGGUACGGCGUGUGGGUGCAGUCGUACGCCAACGGCACCUUCAGCCUCGCCACCCACGACGAGCCGGAUGUGCUGGCCAUCCGUUACCGCGAGCAGCAGCUGCGGGUGGUGAUCAUAUCGGGCCCCUCGCUGCUCGCCGUGCUCUCCGAGUUCACACGCCUCUCAGGCCGCCCCUCCCUGCCGCCCGAUUGGGCCUUUGCGCCCUGGAAGGGGCGCGACGUGCACUUCAACUGCUCGCAGGUGGUGGAAGAUGCGGAGAAGCUGCGGCAGCAGGGCAUCCCGGGGUCGGUGAUGCUGAUAGACAGCCCGUGGGAGACGGCGUACAACGACUUCACCAUCAACCGCCUGCAGUUUGACGACCCCGAGGACAUGUUCCUGCGCCUCCAGGAGCUGGGCUUCCACAACAUCUUCUGGGCGACGCCCUUCAUCAACCGCGCCAACCGCGUAGACAUGCAGGGCAUCACGGCGGGCCCGGCUGCCAUCUUUCAAGAGGCGGACGAGCGCGGCUUCCUAGUGCAGCAGGAGGGGGGAGGCUCUCAGAUAGUGAAGUGGUGGAAGGGCGAGGGCGGGCGCGUGGACUUCACAAGCGAGGCGGCGGUGGCGUUCUGGCACGGCGCCAUGAACACGACGCGGCAGUGGCCCACUGCGCGUGGGUUUAAGUGCGACGACGGCGAGGGCAACUACUUCCUGCCCGGCGCUGCGUUCCACGAUGGCUCACCACUCUCACUCAUGAAGACCCGGUACGUGGAGAAGUAUCUGGGCGCCAUGGGGUCGUUCAUUGACAAGUACCUGGACGGGGAUGGCGUGCUCAUGGCCAGGAGCGGCUUCACAGGCACGGGCAAGUCGUUUGUGUGGGCGGGCGACCAGCGCGCCAACUGGAAUCGCACAGAGGGCUUCCCGUCGGUGAUCAUGGCGGGGCAGACAGCGGCGCUGUCGGGGUUCUUCCUGUGGGGCAGCGACAUCGCGGGGUACUUCGGCCACUCCAUCGACAAGGAGCUCUUUGUGCGCUGGGCGCAGUUUGGCGCGCUCUCCCCGCUGAUGCACCAGUUCGGGCAGGCCAACAGUGGCCCGUGGGACUACGACGCGCUCACGCUGCGCAUCUACCGCCGCUUCGCGCGCCUGCACAUGGCGCUCUUCCCGUACCUCAAGGCGGCGGCGCUGCGCAGCGCCACGGCGGGGGAGCCCAUUGUGUGCGCCAUGGCGCUCUGCUUCCAGGGGGACGCCCAGGCCGCCGCCUCGCAGUGGGAGUGGCAGUACAGGUUCGGCCCGGACCUGCUGGUGGCGCCGGUGUACGAGAGUGGAGUGAGCAAGGCCACGGUGUACCUGCCGCAGGGCAGCGCGUGGGUACACUUCUGGGCCGCCAACGCCGCGCCCCUGGAGGGCGGGCAGGCGGUGGAGGUGGCGGUGCCGCUGCACGAGACUGCGCUGUACGUGCGCGCGGGGCGCUCAUCGAGAGCAUCGAGGAGGACGUGGACACGCUGCUGCCGCCCUCAGCCACGCUGCACCCCGAUGUCAAGACCGUUGGCAGCGUGUGCAUCCUGCAGGUGUGGCCGGGCGUGCCGUCCCCCUCGUCGUCCCUGGCGUCGCUGUUGGCGCCCUUCCAAGCGGCGCUCUCCGCCCGCCCCGUGGCGCAGGCGCACCGCCGCCACCGCCUGGUGCUGCAGCUGAGGGCGCAGGAGCGGGUGGAGCUGUCGCUGCGCUUCAUGCACGGCGAGCGCCUGGGGCACCCCACCGUGCGGCGCGGCACGCGCGAGCAGGUGGGCGUGGCGUGCGCGGGGGGCAACUACCUGGGCGUGGAGGGGCUGCACUGCGCGCUGGCGCUGGAGGCUGGGGUCACGGAGGUGUCGUGGGAGUAUGGCGGGUGACACGCGCCUGCUAGGGAAGGGACUGUGCGUUGGUGAGAAGGCGGCAGUAAUGUGCUCAGUAGACCCGUUCAGUGGAUCAUUACUGAAGCAAUGGGGAGCAUGAUGUGAUGAUGGAAACCACUGCAUCUUGAUCCGUUGUAAAGACAGUAUGAUCAACUCAGCAUCGUCUGCCAUGGCGUCGACACCUAUUGGCCUCAA
Closterium sp. NIES-67 is the source of this 3172-nucleotide messenger RNA. NCBI's taxonomy places the organism in Eukaryota, Viridiplantae, Streptophyta, Zygnematophyceae, Desmidiales, Closteriaceae. The record is from the annotation of a GenBank genome assembly.